CCAAACCCUAGUUCCGCUUUAUUUUAUAACUUUCAAAUUCCCCCUUCAAACAAACUCGCAAACAACACAUAGGAAGGAAGAGAAAACGGAUAGGAUCGAGAGAGAGAGACGCCAGAGCCCCAAUCCUCCCCGCCUAUUCCCUUUGCUUAGAGUUUCAUUUCCCAAUUUUUUAUUUGGAAUUUUCGAUUAGGGUUCCGAGGUUUUGCAAUUGAAUUCAUGGAGAGAUUGGGGUCGCCGCUGGAUACGGAGUCGUUGGGUUACGUUAGCUGGGAGGAGGUGAACGUCUCGACGAAUAGAGGGAGAAGGGAGGUUCGAUAUUACUUGAAGAGAAUGGACGGAGGAUUAGAUCUGGCCGUCGUAGGAAAAGAGAAGAGCUUGAGGCAUAUGUCUUAUCACUACGCUGUCAGGAAUAGAUCCAUUUUUUCGUCUAUGGGACCUUCUUUGAAGCUCAAGUCGCGACGAGAGGUUAUUAAUUGGCUCAACUCUAUCGUUUCAGAGUCACUGCCGCUUGAAUCAUCCCACUUAUCAGGUUCUUUGGAUAGUAGUGAUGCUUCUGAGUUGGACAUUGAAAACUUUAAGGCCACACAACAUCAGAAGCAGGGCUACCAUACAAAAGAAUUUUUAUGGUUAGGUUCUCCAUGGACAUGCCGGAAAAGACGAAGGCAUUAUCCGUCAUUUCAACGGAAUGGCUUCAAAAUUUCUGUUCAUGACUUUGUAUAUGUCUUAGCUGAGGAGGAUAAAAGGCUUGUUGCCUACUUGGAAGAUAUGUACGAGGACUCUAAAGGGAACAAGAUGGUUGUGGUACGAUGGUUUCACAAAAUUGAUGAGGUUGGUAUUUCAUUGCCUCACAAUUUUAAUGACAGAGAGAUUUUCUUUUCUCUUUGUCUUCAAGAUCUCAGUAUUGAAUGCAUAGAUGGAAUGGCUGCGGUCCUCAGUCCCCAGCAUUUUGAGAAGUUUCUUAAUGAGGCAUCACACACUAUGUUGGAUCCAUUUGUUUGCUACAAGAUGUUUGAUAAUGAAGAUGCCAAGCCCUUUGACAUUACUCAAGUCAAAGGAUACUGGAAACAAGAAAUACUUAGGUAUAUGUAUAUGGUUUCCCCUGCAAGGGAUCAGGCAAAUUCUUUGCGAAUUGAUGAUGGCCUGAAAGUGGAAGCAAAUGUCAAUGAUGAUUCUGGGACCAGACCUAGGAAGAGGCAUCGUCAAUCAAAAGAUGAUGAUGUUUAUACUGGCAGUAAAGAAUCAACAAACGCAGUGAGUGUGGAUGUGUAUAAGCAUAGCAGUUGGAUUGACCGCAAAAGUGGAAUGGAGAUAUGCAGUCUAACAGGAGGGGAAUCUGCUGCCCUUCUGUCUGGAGCAGAAGCUAAGCAAAGUCCUACUCAGCAUCUAAAAGUUGGUUCUGAAGUUGAAGUGCUUUCUCAAGAUAGUGGGAUUAGAGGUUGUUGGUUUAGAGCAUUGAUAAUUAAGAUUCACAAAGAUAAGAUGAAGGUGAGAUAUCAUGAUAUUAAAGAUGCAGAAAAUGAAGCUAAAAAUUUAGAGGAAUGGAUUUUAGCGACCAAAGUUGCAGUUCCUGAUCAAUUGGGAAUUCGGAUUUGUGGGAGGUUAAUUGUUCGCCCUCCCCAAAUGUUCAACAAGGGUCGAUUAUCAUGGGAUUUAGAUGUUGGGACUGCUGUUGAUGUUUGGUGGCAUGAUGUUUGGCAGGAGGGCAUUGUUGUUCAUAAGGAAUCUGAAGAUAGAUUUUGUGUCUAUUUCCCAGGAGAAAAGCAAAAAUCAGUCUUUAGCCGUGCUGAUGUGAGACUCUCCCAAGAAUGGUUGGGAAAUGGGUGGAUGCAUAUUAAGGCCAGGCCAGAUAUUGCGCUUUCUGUAUCAUCUAUCUCAGAAACAAAGCAAGUUGUCAAAUCUGAUGAGAACAAAUUGAUUCAAACUGCCAUUUCUGAAACUACACAAUCAGUAAAAAGAAAACCUGGAUGUAGUGAUUAUUCGUCAGAUUCUGGAAGUGAUGUGGGAAGAGAAUCAGUUGUGGUUCCAGAUCUUUCAAAAGAUAGUUACCUAGCCCAGUUAAGGUGGAACGCAUCAAAGAAGAGAAGACGUGGUAGUGUGAGCUCUGGCCAGAGAAUGCGUAAUAAAAAAGAUGGCAAUGAGAGCUCAACACCAGUUGUUGGUUCCAACGCCUGUGAGAGAUUUAUGCUUUCAAUGACUCGCAAAGUUGAUCAUGAGAAUUGCAAGUAUAUGGGGGAUUCUCUGUUUAGUACUGCUGUUGCACAGCCUCUAACAAGCUUGGUUAUGUCUAGGUGAUAGGUACCUUUUUGGUGGGAAGCGUCACGAUCCAUUUCUGUAAUUAUAUAACCCCUCGGGUUUUCUGGUUUAUGUUUUUCAUUGGUAUACAUGUUUCGUUGUGCACGCACUUGAUGCACUUAGGCUUAGCCCGCUCACAGAUGCCAUGACAAGAAGUGUACCUAUUAACAUCCAAGUCCUCUCACUGCCGAUACAUUUAACAAUAGCCUGUAGGGGGUUUAGCUGUUUAGGAGCUCCACAAAUUUCAGGCAGCAAUUUUGGAUGAUCCCAGUUCUUGACCUGCACAAUUUGUGCACCAUUAGGAAUGGUGCUCUAGGAUUUCAGCUUGUAAUUUGUAUAUAAUCUCUUUGGUAAUAAAAUUUAUCUUUCUACCUUUC
Messenger RNA from Hevea brasiliensis (rubber tree), 2669 nucleotides. RefSeq lists its product as uncharacterized. The transcript has 6 exons. Gene Ontology annotation, molecular function: chromatin binding. Lineage: Eukaryota; Viridiplantae; Streptophyta; Magnoliopsida; Malpighiales; Euphorbiaceae. The record is from RefSeq and is a predicted model, not a curated record. The coding region runs from base 217 to 2292 and encodes 691 amino acids.